Achroia grisella is the source of this 925-nucleotide messenger RNA. RefSeq lists its product as uncharacterized. The record is from RefSeq and is a predicted model, not a curated record. NCBI's taxonomy places the organism in Eukaryota, Metazoa, Arthropoda, Insecta, Lepidoptera, Pyralidae. The transcript is spliced from 3 exons. The coding region runs from base 195 to 584 and encodes 129 amino acids.
GUUGAUAUAUUUUAGAAAUUACAAUUAAAUUCAAGACUCGAAUAAUUUUUCAAAAUAAUUAAAUAAAAAAGUAAACAUAUUGGAAGAAUACAAAAAUAUAUAACACAAUAAUAACUAUGUUUAACUAAUAAAUAAAUAUAAGUAAUUUUCAAAAUAAAUUCACACACUCGCUUUAUGUAUACAUCAUAUUGGCAAUGACAUUAGUUUUGGACGAUCGUCUGAGAACUCAAAUGGUGAUCCCGGUUUCUAAAGAAACAUUCUUUAACACCAAGUGGAAGCCUUCUAAGGCGCCAUUAUGCGCGUACGACAUGCUUUACCAUCCUCCUGACUACAACCCCAAGUCCGCUAGAUCAGACCGUCAAGAACCGAAAAUCAUCAGGAAAAACAUUUGGAACCAAGAAUUAUAUAAAGGAAUAUCCUCAACAACUCAUUUUCGCCUCAGUAGACCUAAAUGGAAGCCUUUUGAUUUACCAACAAAGGAAUUUGUACGGAUACAAGUCAAAACCGAGAACCGAAUGCGAAUUUACAACAUUCUGGAAUGGGCUGUACUUCUCAGCGAUGGAAAACCAAGUUUGUGCGACUAAAACAUGAGUAAUGGUAUUACCUAUUGUUAAAAGUUUCCACUAAAACUGAGGAAAAUAUAAUUAUUCACCUGAUAUUAAUAUACAUUCUUUUUAAUUUUCAAAUGACCCGAAUGUGCACUACAAAGGCUAUCUGUCUAUUUAAUACGUAUGUUUCAGAAACUUUUAGUUACAGUGUGGGAUAUGGUAUAUAUAUGAUAUAUCUAUAAUAAAUGAGAGAGAAUGAGUUAUAUAAUAAAUUUAGAUAUUUUCGUUCCACUCAUAAUAUCUUUACUUCUUUUGUAAUAUAUUCGUACUUAUGUCAAUUUAUAUUACUGUUAGAAAAUAUUUUGUUGUCCGUUAAA